UCUUUACAGUCUAAAACUAAAGGGGAACAAACGUGUGUGUGAUAUGUUUGUAGCUACACCAAAAAGGAAACAUUUUUUCGAAGCGUAAUUUACCAAAAGCAGUUUUGCCCAGUAAAAAAUAUAUAUCUCAAUGGUCUUUGAUUAGACGAUUUGUAAAUCAGCCUCCAAACAGGACCAUUCUUAUCUCUCACAUCUGCCACCCUCUUCCUCUCUCAGCUAAAAUCUUGUUUAAACCUACUUCCUCUCGCCAGCAGUGUACGGGGUUUGCAAAUACAGGCAGGGUUCCGUGGCUUGCGCUUGGCGUUUUUUGUUGCAAUGACUUUGUAUCGAUCGCCAUGCCCCAGUACUGGAUUCGGAAGACCACAUGCUGCAAUUUGCUGCAACACUUUUGCGCACUGUACAAAAAUAGCGGUCAACUAAUAAUCGAUUGAAUUUAAACUUCUGCGUAUUACUUUUUUUCUCGUUUCAAUUAUGAUUAUCAUCUUUUCCAGCCGUUUGUAAAUAAAAGGGAAGAGGACAAGGAAGAAGAACACUAAAAGCCCAUUGGCUACAUCCAAUAGCCAAAUGCUAUUAAACCUGUUCACCAUCGAUUACUUCUUUGGAAGUAGGUACUGAAAUAAGUUUCAGGAGAGUGGCUAACAGCCACGGCCAGUGGUGUGCAGAUUGUGGCCUCCGAGGGGCUCAAAGGAGGGAUGCCUUCCCCCCAUGGUGGAGUGCUGUCACUGGGCAUCCUCUUCAUGACGGUGGGGGGCUUGAUGUUCCUGUGUGUGGGUCAGAUGGUGACCUGGUUUGGUCUGGCGCUGGGCCUGGUUGGAUUCUUCCUGAUGGUGCUGGGGGUGUAUAUGGCGAUGAAGUCUCACCAUGUGGCUGUCCCAGGUCACUUUUUGCUACACCCACGCACUGGUACACGCUACAGUCAUCACCAGGCCAUCAGCCUUCAGAGGAGGCUGGACAGGAUCCGCAGGGCGGUGUCAGAGGACAGAGAAUCAGCAAACCCUCCCCCACCAGAGCCCAAUUUGAACAUUGUCCCGGGAACGCCCCCACCCUGGGACAUGGAGCCUCCACCCUCUUAUGAGACAGUCAUGAAGAGUGCCCUGGGCAACGUCCAGCACCUCUGACCCCUCAGUCCCCCUAUUACUCAACACAGUGCCUUUGCUAUUUUUCAUUGUAGCUGGACACAAUUCGUUGGAACUUAUGUUUGAAAACAGAACUUUAUGAACUCAUAAAAGAGUUGGUAACAGUCUGACUGAUGCAUUUGGACAAAAAAAUGAUACUCUCAGAGGGUCAUAACGGUGCUGGUUUUAUAGCCUUCACACAGGAAGCAGUCAUUAACCCAGUCACUGGUGAUUUAACUGCUUGGACUAUUUAAAGAUUUCAAACUUUUCCCACAUCAGAUGGAGAAGGAAAACCAAGAUAUAAUCGUAAUGGGAAUCAGCAAGUCCUAGCUAAUGGGACUACCAACUCUAUAACAAGAAGAGCUAAUGAAAAAGUUGGCACAUAAUACAGCAUACGCCAUCCAUUGUGUUUUGGGGGGUGAGGGUUAUGGGUAUUUUGUGGUUUGCAUCUGGGAUUUCCAAAAACACUAGGUCAGCACAGACCCAGUAAGCUCCAGUCCUCCUUCGACAUUCCUCAUUUCUACCAUUCCUCAAGUUCUCUCCUGUGCAUAAUUGUCUGUCAGUAAGUGGAAUACUUCAUGGUUGCUGACAUUGGGUAAUUAGCAGACUAUUUUUUAGAGAACCAAGGAAUCUCAGAUUUCAUUAAAAUGAAAUGUACUGUACAUACAUUUCCUUUGGUCAUACCUGAGCCCUUGAGCAGUUCGGUCUGCUAGUUAUGAACUGAUCAGGAUUUCAACCAUGACCAUUUAAUUCCAGUUCUUAUCAAGUGGAACAUGGAUUAUUGCACUGGGAGUAUGGGUUUCUGUCUUUUAGUCUUCUCAUGAUUUUUUAUUCAACAUGAAAAACCAACUUCCCUGUAUUUAUUUCUUACUUAUGUUUCACUAGGUAAUCUGUCUAACAAUUCAUGCAGCUAAAAUAUUGAUAAUCAUUGUAUGAAUGGAAAAAGUACACUUUUUAAGGCAGGAUUUAUUAGGAUAAUUGAGAAAAAUAAGUAUUUAAGAGUUUGUGCCUCCGAAUGUGUUUUCUGAAUUUGCUGUAUUAUGUACAGUCAUUCUGAAUGGUCUAUAAUAUGAACAUUCACCAAUGAACAUAAGUAAAUUACAUAUGACAUGCAUUGGCUCAAGGAUGGUGCUUUCGUAUAAAUACAGGUAAAUGUAUGUCAAAGAAAUGACAUAAACACUAUUGGUGAGUUUCACAGACACAGAUUAAGCUUAGUCCUUGGCCUAAAUUCAUUUUGAAUGGGGAUUCUCCAUAUAAAACACAUUUCAGUCCAGGACUAAGCUUAAUUUGUCUGUGAAACCAGCCCAGUGUUGAAUUGAUCACUAGCUAUUAUCGUUCAUAAUAUAAUACAGCUCAAAGAUUAACUGAACUAUAAUGUAUGCAAUUACAGAACAACCAGAAGUUCUCUAAGCAUGGUCAAUAGCUGCAUUUUAUGCCCUGUUCAAAUGUAAGACACUGCUGUUUUUCAGCAGGCAGCAGGUGAAGGUGAAUGGGAGACAGGGCCUCUAGAAGGGGCUGCCCAGGGCAAGGUUACCUGGCCAAGUCUCAUUACAGGUGCAGUGAUAUCAGUAACUUCGCAGCUCAUUGGCACUUGGCACAGUCAGUCAAAUUCAGCUUAAUGAAGCAUUGCCCUUCCCUGGUUCCUUUUCACCUCUGCUGCACUGGCGUAAUGUCACAGAGCACAGAAGACAGGGAUCUCAGUGUGUCUCUGCCCUGAUGACCUGCCCUUGUAGGACCUGACCGCUUUGCUCCUGAGCAGCACCUCUGGA
Molecule: messenger RNA, 2884 nt
Organism: Conger conger (European conger)
Lineage: Eukaryota; Metazoa; Chordata; Actinopteri; Anguilliformes; Congridae
Exons: 3
Coding region: 693-1118 (141 amino acids)
Source: RefSeq, a predicted model, not a curated record